ACUGCCCGCCGCGCUCUCCCAGCGCCCGCUCCGCGGCUUCCAAUGAGACUCUUCUGGCUUCUAGUGGGCUUCUCUACUUUGUUGAAUUGUUCCUUUACUCAAAAUUGCACCAAGACACCUUGUCUGCCAAAUGCAAAGUGUGAAAUCCGCAAUGGUGUGGAAGCCUGCUACUGCAACCUGGGGUUCUCAGGAAAUGGUGUCACCAUUUGUGAAGAUGAUAAUGAAUGUGGAAAUCUAACCCAGUCCUGUGGUGAAAAUGCUAACUGCACUAACACAGAGGGAAGUUAUUAUUGUAUGUGCGCCUCUGGGUUUAGAUCCAGCAGUGACCAGGACAGGUUUAUCACUAAUGACGGAACCAUCUGCAUAGAUAUAGAUGAGUGCAGGGAGUCAGCUGUCUGUGGCGAUCAUGCUGUAUGUGAAAAUGUGAACGGCGGAUAUAACUGCUUCUGCAAGGAAGGUUAUCAGACAGCCACAGGGAAGUCUCAGUUCACACCUAAUGAUGGUUCUUACUGCCAAGAAAGUGUGGAUGCAAAUUGCCACUUGGAUAAUGCCUGCAUUGCUGCAAGUGUUAAUAAAACUUUUGAAAAAAUUGGACCCAUAAAAGAACCAAUGGCUUUGCUGCAAGAAAUCUAUAGAAAUUCUGUGACUGAGCUUUCACAGACAGAUAUAAUCACAUACAUAGAGAUAUUAGCUAAGUCAUCCCCAUUACUAAGCUCCAUGAGCAGGAACGUUUCAGCCAAGGACAUGCUUUCCAAUUCAAUUCUUACUGAAUUUGUAAAAACCAUCAAUAAUUUUGUUCAAAAGAAUACAUUUAUAACUUGGGACAAAUUGCCUACAAAUCACAGAAGAAUGCAUCUCACAAAACUGAUGCAUACUGCUGAGCAAGCCACCUUAAGAAUAUCUCAGAAUUUCCAAAAGACCACUCAGUUUGAUGUGAAUUCCACUGACGUAGCUCUCAAGGUUUUCGUUUUUGAUUCAAAUCACAUGCGGCAUACUCAUCCCCAUAUGAACGUGGACGGAGGCUAUGUAAAAAUAUUUUCCAAGAGAAAAGCUUUAUAUGAGUCAACUGGCAAGGCUGCAGUUGCAUUUUUGUGUUAUAAGAGCAUUGGCCUCCUGCUUUCCUCAUCCAACAAACUCUUACUUGAACCUCAAGAUUAUGAUCAUUCUGAAGAAAAGGAAAAAGUCAUUUCUUCAGUAAUUUCAGCCUCAAUUAGCUCAAAUCCGCCAACACUGUAUGAACUUGAUAAAAUAACAUUUACACUAAGUCACGUAAAGAUCUCAGAGGAGUAUAGGACUCAAUGUGCAUUUUGGAACUACUCGCCUGACACCAUGAUGGGCAGCUGGUCUUCGGACGGCUGCGAGCUGACAUAUUCAAAUGACACCCAUACUUCGUGCCGCUGCAAUCACCUGACACAUUUUGCAAUCUUGAUGUCUUCUGGCACUUCCAUUGGAAUUAAAGAUUACAAUAUCCUAACGAGGAUCACUCAGCUCGGAAUAAUUAUCUCACUGAUUUGUCUCGCCAUAUGCAUUUUCACCUUCUGGUUUUUCAGUGAAAUUCAAAGCACCAGGACAACAAUUCACAAAAACCUCUGCUGCAGCCUUUUCCUCGCUGAGCUGGUAUUCCUUGUUGGGAUUAAUAUAAGCACAAAUAAGCUCUUCUGCUCCAUCAUAGCUGGCCUGCUGCAUUAUUUCUUUUUAGCUGCCUUCGCUUGGAUGUGCAUUGAAGGCAUACACCUGUAUCUCAUUGUUGUGGGGGUCAUCUACAACAAAGGAUUUUUGCACAAGAAUUUUUACAUCUUUGGCUAUCUCAGCCCAGCUGUGGUUGUUGGAUUCUCAGCAUCCUUAGGCUACAGAUAUUACGGCACUACCAAAAUAUGCUGGCUGAGCACUGAAAACAACUUCAUUUGGAGCUUUAUAGGACCCGCCUGUCUCAUCAUUCUUGUUAAUCUCUUGGCUUUUGGAGUUAUCAUAUACAAAGUUUUUCGUCACACUGCUGGAUUGAAGCCGGAAGUUAGUUGCUACGAAAACAUAAGGUCUUGUGCUAGGGGGGCCCUCGCUCUCCUCUUCCUUCUGGGUACCACCUGGAUCUUCGGGGUUCUACACGUGGUGCAUGCUUCCGUGGUGACAGCAUACCUUUUCACAGUCAGCAAUGCCUUCCAAGGGAUGUUCAUUUUCCUAUUCCUGUGUGUUUUGUCCAGAAAGAUUCAGGAAGAAUAUUAUAGAUUGUUCAAAAAUGUUCCCUGUUGUUUUGGAUGUUUAAGGUAAACACAAAGAACUCCAAAUAAUUAUAGCUGCAAAGAAGUGAAAAGUCCAAGCUGCAAAUGACCCCUGUGUGAAAAAGAAUCAAGCUUCUUAUUCAGUUAAUAAUUACUAAAUAAUUGAGUAUUUCAAACCAGUAUUUCUGUCCACAGUAAGAGAUGGAGUUAAUGGGAGGUAAAAUUCUGUACCACAAAACUACAGUAUGUUUUCCUGUACGGCAUAGUUAGUUAUGUCAAAAAAUAGUGCUGCAGAUAUUUGGAAAGUAAUUGCCUUCUCAGGAGUGUGAUAUCACUGAGCCUAAGGAAAGAUUUUCUUUCUAACACAAGAAAUAUAUGAAUGUCCUGAAGGUAGCCACUGGCUGGAUAUUUUUGUGACUCAUGUUGCCUUUGAAACCAGUCUCCCACAACCUAAAGUAAUGAGCUCUGUUACAGAAAGUGGGUCAUCAGAAAACUGAAGGGGCAGGCCGUAAAACAGUGAAGGGGAACUGAUCUUCUAGCAAGGGGUUCUUUGAAUAAACUUGUUUUUCUGUAAACUUGAUUAGAAAUAUUUGAAACAAAAUAAGGAAUUAAUGUAUCCUACUAUGUUGUGAAUCGUUCUGAACAUAGAUUUCUAUUUAAAAACCAAGAUCCAAAUUUGCUCUAUCCGUUUUCUUUUCUAAUAUUCUAAAAAAAGUAACUCCACAAAUGAGAAAUACAAGGAUAGCAUUUUUAAGCUAAGUUAGAUUCAGGUAUAUGAUAUUUCUAUUUCUACACUUAUAAAUUGUGAUUCAAAUACAUAGUAAAAUACAAAUGUGCCAAAAUAUAAUACUGUUUAUGCCUUCACUGUAAAAAUAGUGUGUAUGGAAUUGAAAUAUUUUGCUCUACAACCUUUCAGCAUAAGGAAAAUUAUCCUACAUUAGAGCAGUAUACUUGAAUACUUUAUUGUUUUUACUUUUAGAAACAGUAUAGUUCAUGAUGCAAUGGUUCCUUUUAAUUUGCUAUUUUUAAAAGGACAUUGUAAAUAUGAAAUUAUUCAUGACAUGGACUGCUAUUUUUAUGUUCAUAAAAGUGCACAUUUAGAAUGUAAUUUAUAACAUAGAAAUCUUUGAGUGCUGUCAGCAUUUUCACAGUGGAUCUAUUUUCUGACAGCUCUCUACUUAAUCUA
This is a messenger RNA of Nannospalax galili (Upper Galilee mountains blind mole rat), 3402 nucleotides long. It is a transcript of the gene Adgrl4, whose product is annotated as adhesion G protein-coupled receptor L4. The transcript has 16 exons. Gene Ontology annotation, cellular component: membrane. The record is from RefSeq and is a predicted model, not a curated record. NCBI's taxonomy places the organism in Eukaryota, Metazoa, Chordata, Mammalia, Rodentia, Spalacidae. Gene Ontology annotation, biological process: cell surface receptor signaling pathway; adenylate cyclase-activating G protein-coupled receptor signaling pathway. Bases 43 to 2265 code for a protein of 740 amino acids. Gene Ontology annotation, molecular function: calcium ion binding; G protein-coupled receptor activity.